AGUGAUGAUUUGAUAGCUGCCAUGUCAGAAGUGAUGGAGACAGAUGACCUAUUCAGCCUCCCUCACUAUAACAUACCCUGGACGAAAAUUUGCAAGAAGAUUAAGCAUCGUAGUGGAAAACAGUGCCGUACCCAUUGGUUGUACAAUCUUCGACCUAAACUGGUACAGGGUGGCGAACACGUAAAACAAGUAGAUGCUACGAAGUUAAUAACAGAAGUAUAUAACCUAGAGGUUGAAACAGAAUGUGAAAUAGACUGGGAAGAUAUGCUGGAGAAAAUGCCGGAAGCAGGGACGCCGCAAAAUUUGAUUCAUCAGUGGCAAAGAUUAAAAGCCAUAUGUGGCGUAGAUAGCAUGAACUUUGAUCAAAUUCGAGAAAAAUUAGCUGAAUUUUACAAAACACAUGUCUGAAAAUCCAUUACAUCCAUUGAAUGUGUAGACAGCAUGGACUUUGAUAAAUUCCCAGGAAUAUUAUUGAACUAAAUAUUAUCUAAAUAUCUGUCGAUUUAGAUCCUGUUGGCAGCAUGAACUUUGAUGAAAUUAGAGAAACUUUAGCUGGUUUUUAGUGUCCCUUCCAGUGAAAUUAGCGGGAUUAUAGGUUUUCUCUUUUUCAGCUGUAGCUAGAGAUGCUACAAUGCCAACAGCAUAUAAUACACUGGCAUGAAGCACUAAAGUAUAGAAUUAUCUUAUUAAUACCAAUAAACGAGAGAAAAAAAUAUAACAGUAUCCUUAAAUGAUUGCUUAUACCUAUUAAGGCAAAAAAGAUUAUAAUUAUAAUAUAGCAAUUUAUUCUGUCUUGACAUUGAAUUAAUAAAGCAAUUUAUUAUUUUAUCACAUUCAGUUCAAAUAAUAAAAAGCUAAGAUAAAACUUUUGUUGGAUGGUGAUAGCGUGAUAUGAAAAUAAACAGCAGCCUAUUGUUGUUUUCAAUCCAUCAUCAUAAAAAAUAGUUCUUUUGUCGGUAAUGUAGUAUCUGUACUGUGUAUCAAUUAAUUCACAGUUGAACAGAGAAAAGAACUAAUUAUUUAAAAAAAUAGAGUUUACAUCUACUUACACGAGUGGACACAAUUAAGUGUUGUUGGGGAGGAGGGAGUGAAUAUUUGUAUAACUAAUUAGACAUGAACAUUUUGGCCCUGUCAUGGUCAAAGGCGUUUUGUUUUGCCUUUGAUCAUUGAUCUAUAUCUGUCUGCUUAUACCAACUUGAAAUUUUGGUUAAGAAGUUGCCAUUAGCUCAUUAACAGUGUGAAAUGCUGAUAUUUUGCUUGAAAAUGUAGCCAAAUUGAACUAUAUUAGAUAAAAAAAAAUUCAGACAUGGGUUAUGUUUUAACUUGGUUUUUUGCAUUCAUUUUCUUUUCUGUCCAAGCUGAACUGGGAUUACAUAUUUUAUCAAGGAAUUUUCCUGCUUUUAAGUUUAUUUAGUUAUAUGUUAAGAACUCGUGCAAUGUAAUAAAAAAACAGGACAGCCAUAAGUCACAUUCACACUGUAAUAUUGACAUGUACAGAAUCCUGGACUUGUCAUUUUGAACUGAUUUUUUAUCCAAAUAUAUAUAAUAUGUUGUUAUCCCGAUAUAACCACACUGUUAUCUCGUUAUAACCAAUAACCACACUGUUAUCUCGUUAAAAUAACAAGAUAGUUAUCUCAUAACAAUUAAUAUAUUGUGAUCUCAUUAAGAUAAUAUUGUUUUCAUGUUAAAACAAGAUAGUUAUCUGUUAUUAUAACAAGAUAGUUACUUACAAACAAUGUUGUAAACAAAAUGACAUUGUGUCAUUCCUGUGAAAUGCUAUUACAUGAACCUGGGCGAGGUUGUAACCUGUAAAGAGAAAUAUUUUGUCAGAAAUUUUAUUUUUUUCACAAUGAAAUCAAUUAUAGAGCUACGAACAUGUAUAUACACUAUAUGUACAUCAAUGGUCUGUUCAGCUUUAAUAAUUCUGGAGAAUUCCACAGUAAGUACCUUCACUGGAUGAUAAUUAAGGGCAUUACAUGCCAUGCAUACAAUAUUAAUGAUAUUGCAUUCUUUUUCCAUUUGAGAGAAAAUAUUGUUUUUAUUAGAUUUUAUACCAAUGUAAUAUUGCAAAAUAUCAAAUCAUUAAAACUGUUAUUUUUUCA
Molecule: messenger RNA, 2102 nt
Organism: Pecten maximus
Lineage: Eukaryota; Metazoa; Mollusca; Bivalvia; Pectinida; Pectinidae
Product: cyclin-D-binding Myb-like transcription factor 1
Biological process (GO): regulation of transcription by RNA polymerase II
Cellular component (GO): nucleus
Molecular function (GO): DNA-binding transcription factor activity, RNA polymerase II-specific; RNA polymerase II cis-regulatory region sequence-specific DNA binding
Source: RefSeq, a predicted model, not a curated record